Messenger RNA from Diabrotica virgifera virgifera (western corn rootworm), 6159 nucleotides. RefSeq lists its product as uncharacterized. The record is from RefSeq and is a predicted model, not a curated record. The coding region runs from base 311 to 2878 and encodes 855 amino acids. The transcript has 3 exons. NCBI's taxonomy places the organism in Eukaryota, Metazoa, Arthropoda, Insecta, Coleoptera, Chrysomelidae.
AAACACGGUUGCGUGAAGCGUGGCUCGCAAUCGUGAAAUUUACGAGACUUGCUCGACCUGUAGAUUCUUGUAUCAUAACCACAGCAUAGAAAACGCAAUCAUAACAUAAAACAUAACCUUCAUCUUUUAUGUACAUUUGUGUACAUUGUUUUAUAAUACCUAAGUACAUAAUCUUUAAUGUUUAUUUUAUGUGCUUUUUCUAUGGCUGUGGCUUCUGGCUUGUAGUCUUAUAAACAUUGGUCUUAUUGCUAAAUUUAUUACCUUUGAAUAUAAUAAUAUAAAAUAAAACAUCUCACAGGUCCUAGGUAAAAUGUUUGAGUGUAAUACUUGUGAUAAUAAAACGUAUUCUUCCCAAAAGGCGUUGAAUAAACAUUACAGACAAUUUCAUAAUAUUAUUUUUAAAGAAGUGCUAUAUGAGUGUCAUCAGUGCAAUAAAACUUUUCCGUCGAAAAGAAAACUGCAAGAGCAUCACAGCAAGAAUCACAAAACGUUUCGUAUUCCAGGCACAACAUUUCAAUGUGAUAGAUGUGAUAAACUGUAUGCAUCAAAAAAGUAUUUGAAAAUACAUGAAAAGAAACACCAAAGCCCAAGUUCUCUUGACAAAUAUGAAUGCCAUACAUGCGGAUCUAUUUUUGACACAAAAAAUGAAAUAUGUGAUCAUAUAAAAUUACAUAAUAGAUGUAAGAACCUGUUAUGCCCAUUCAAUGAGUGCCAAGAAUCUUACAACAGAUACAAACAUCUUCGUAGUCAUAUCUCAGAUUAUCAUAAUUUACAUCUGAUAACUGAAACAUAUACAUUCAGUACUAAUGAAGAAUUCAAUAAAUGGCGUUCUGCAAAAGAACAAGAACUGAAAGCAAAUUAUAUUUUGUCUACCAGUGAAAAAAAAUUAAAGGAGGGUGUAAGGACAUAUUAUAUAUGUCAUAGAUCUCAAGCUCCACGGAUAACAGAAACCCCUAAAAGAAAUGCGAAAUCUAUGGGAACAAAUAAAAUUGGACGUACAUGUCCAUCUACUAUGAUUGUUACAAGUAACCAAGAAUGCAUAUCAGUUGUUUUCUUUCCUGUACAUGUUGGUCAUUGUAAUGAACUAGGGCGUUUAAGAAUUGAUGAGACAGACAGGAUUAAAAUAGCAGGUAAAUUGUCUCAAGGGGUCCCAAUAGGCAGAGUACUCAGUGAUAUUAGAGAAAGUGCACCCAGUGGAGAGAUGGAGAGAGUUCACUUGAUUGAAAAAAAGGACCUUAACAACAUUGUACGAGAUUUUUCAAUUGGAUACACUACUAAAAGGCACAAAAAUGAUGCAGUCAGUGUACAAUUAUGGGUCAAAGCCAUGCAAUUAUUGGAAAACAACCCAGUUUUAUUUUAUAAAAACAGUGAAGAAGAUUAUGAGGGAGUGUUUGAUAAAAAUGAUUUUGUUUUAAUAAUAAUGACAGAAUUUCAGAAAAAGUCACUUAUUUCAUUUGGUCAAGACAAAAUCUGCAUUGAUGGCACUCACGGUUUAAACCAGUAUGGAUUUCAAUUAUACACAGUUGUUAUUGUUGAUGAAUAUGGUUCUGGGGUACCAGCAGCAUUUUGUUUUUCAAACAGAUCUGAUGAAACACUCUUUCAACAUUUUUUUCAAUGUAUUAAAGAUAGUGUUGGAUUAUUGUCGGCAAAUGUUUUUAUGUCGGAUGACUAUCCUGCAUUUUACAAUGCAUGGAAAUCAGUUAUGAGCGAAGUACCUAAUAGACUGUUAUGUACCUGGCAUAUAAACAAGAACUGGGUACAAAAUUCUGGAAAAAUAUUAGAUAAGAAUAAAAGAUCUCUUGUUUUAAAAACUUUAAAAGUCUUGCAAAAAGAAAUAGAUGGGGAAGCUUUUCAGAAUGAGCUAAAAACUUUUGUUCAUCAGCUUCAAAAUGAUUCUGAUACAUUGCAAUUUUACCAGUAUUUUUCUAGGACAUAUUUGAAUCGACUAGAAAUGUGGGCUUAUUGCCACAGAAAAUAUCUUGGCAUAAAUACGAAUAUGUAUUUAGAAUCACUCCAUAAAGUGAUAAAACAUUUUUACCUGGAAGGUAGAAAAUGCAAACGUCUGGAUAAGACCAUAAAUGCAUUAAUGAAUCUGGUACGGGACAAAAUGUUUGAGAGGGUCAUAAAGUUAGAAAAGCAUAAAGUAUCUGGAAAAAUACAGAAAAUCAGAAAUAGUCAUAGGCUAGGUGGAAACAUUUCAAGGGACUGUGUUCAACAAAAAAAUGAAAAGCAGUGGUGUGUAAUUUCUUCAAAUGAUAAUGAUCAUACUUAUUUGGUUGAAAAAAUAGGUAAGGGUUGCAUUGACCUUUGUGAGCUUAAAUGUAAAAGUUGCCAAAUUUGCAUUCAUUGUUUUAAAUGCAGCUGUUUGGAUAAUGUUAUAAACUAUAAUAUUUGUAAACAUAUACAUGCCUGUUGUCUUUAUUUUUUCAACAAUGUAUUAGGUCAUGCUCCAUCAGUGUUUAAAUCAGAAUCUAAUAAUGUUACAAAUAAUUUCAUCUCAGCAGUACCAAGUAGUAGUAAUUCUAACAGAGACUUACUAAAUUCUAAGCUUGAGGUACUCAUUGGGUUAAAUAAUAGGUUUAAUUUAGGUGAAGCUGAUGAAAACAUUAUUUCAAAGUACCUUGAUAAGGCAAUUGAUAUUUAUAAUACCAAUGGUCAGGUUAACUUUGAAGUUAAGGAGAGUGUAACUACCACUCAAAAACUUGAACCUCAGGUUAGAAUGUUUUCUGCCAAGCGCAAACGGAGAUCUCAAAAAGAUAUCCAACAGCCUUUAGCUCAUGAGACAAAAAGCAUAAAACUAGCACUUGCAGACUCUGAAGCUAAAGUGCCUAAUAUUAGUACAGAUUUUAAUUUUGAGCAUUCAUAUUCUAAACUGUAAGAUUCUAUUUCACAAGAUUCCAUUUUCUAUCUCCCUAAUUCAGGAAAGGUCUCGAAUUAAUUGUUUAUAAAACCAGUCGAUAAAUCUGAACUGAUCCAAACAAUCAAUAGUAUCAAAAGCAAAUCUUCCUGUAGUACUGAUGGUCUAUCGACAAAAAUUUUUUCUAAUCUCCCAGAAAAUGUGUUGGAAGUCCUCAUCUCACUAAUUAUUGAUUAACUAUAUAAAAAGAUAAAUUUCCAGAGUGCCUAAAAACAGCCAUCAUUAUUCCUCUUCAUAAGGGUAGUGAAAUAUCUAAUACCUACAAUUAGAGACCUAUUGCACUACUACCGGUAGGUAUUCUCCAAAAUUAUUGAGAGACUCAUAAAAGCCCGACUUAUGCCCUUUCUCGUUGAAAACAACAUUUUAUCACAAAAUCAGUUCGGCUUUUUAAAUAAUAAAUGCACCACUGAUGCCAUGUUUUCUGUACUACAUGAGGUUUAUCAAACACUGAACAAUAAUCUUCACAUUGCCACAGUUUUUUGUGACUACGCCAAAGCUUUUGAUUGUGUAAAUUACAACAUUUUGAUAAAAAAACUAAAUUUCUACGGAAUUCGAGGUAUUUCUUUAAAUUGGUUCCAAUCUUACUUGGAUGAUAGGAAACAACUGGUUAUAACAAAUUAACGAUAAAACGAAGAAAACUCGAGUAUUUGGGUCACCUGAUGAGAGGUCAUAAAUACGCAUUACUUCAAAAUAUAAUGCAAGGAAAAAUAGAAGGAAAACGGAAUCCAGGCCGUAGAAGAAUGUCGUGGAUGCGGAAUUUGAGAGAGUGGUUUGGCUGCACCACUAAUGAACUUUUUAGGUCAGCUGUAAACAAAAUCAGGGUAGCCUUGAUGAUUUCCAAUCUCCGAUAGGAGUGGCACAAGAAGAAGAAGAAGAACAAAUGGUACAGACUCUAGUCUCAAAAACAUUGUAUGUGGGGUACCUCAAGGUUCAGUAUUGGGUCCUCUACUUUUCCUUAUCUUUAUUAAUGACAUCACUAGCUUAAAAAUCGAGGGAAAAGUUUUUCUUUUUGCUGAUGAUACCAGUAUCACUUGGAGCAACUCAAAUAUUGCAAAUCUUCAAGCUACUAUAACUUUUGAUCUACUUGAUCAAUAAAAACCUGGUCUGACUCUAAUUUACUCUCCUUUAACGUAGAUAAAACAGCAUUAUCAUAUAUACAAUAGCAAAACAACUCAGGAGCUCUUCAACCCUUACCUCUUAAUAACAGCCAGAUCAGUACCGUUGAUUCUGUAAAAUUUCGUAUUUUUUUAGACAGAAACCUUAAAUGGUCCCUUCAUAUCGAUUUGUUAAGGAAGAAACUAUCUUCAGCUUGCUAUGCUAUAAGAUCUGUUUCGAAUGAACUCAAUUUAGCCUAGACAAAAGCCUACCUAUCUGAAAGACCAUAUUAUUCAGUAGAAGAUUUUCUUAAUUGUUGAUGUUAUCUUUACUGAUUUAGCAAAAGCCUUUGAUAGAGUAAAUCAUUCAGUACUAUUAAAAAAACUGAGGUCAUAUGCACUUUCUGACAAACUUAUAAAAUUCUUUGAAUCUUACCUUACCAACCGUACUAAUGUAGUCAAAUUUGGGAACUGCUACUCAGACAGUUUUAUAACUGGGUCAGGUGUUCCGCAAGGUUCCAUCCUUGGGCCUUUACUUUUUGUUAUGUUCAUAAAUGACAUCACUGAUUAUAUAAAAUUUAUAUAAAAUUAAGUUUCUUCUAUUUGCAGACGAUUUAAAAUUAUUUCUUACGAUAAAAAACGAACAUGACUGUAUUAAUUUACAACAAGAUAUUCAAGGCAGCAAAAGUGGGAUUGCACCAGUUACGCUUCUGUGUGGUUAUUUAUUCUGUGUUCAAGGUAUAUCCAGAUUCUGUAAAAAUAAUGAUUUGAACUUAAAUGAAUCAAAAUGUAAACUAUUGACUUUUUCUAGAAAGCGAGAAAUAAUAAGAACAGAUUAUUUUAUUAAUGAAGUAAAACUUGAAAGGUUAACAAAAAUCAGAGAUCUAAGGGUGUUAUUCACUAGCACAUUCUCCUUUAAUGAGCACAUUCUCAAACUAACUAAUGAUUGUUAUAGACAAUAGACAGUUAGGCUUUAUCCUAAAAUCCAGUAAAGAAUUUUAUUGUGACACUACAAUUAAGCUUUUUAAUGCAUAUGUGAGGUCAAAACUCGAAUAUUGUUAUACCAUAUGGAGUCCCUCCACCAUAUCACAUAGUGAUAUGAUAGAGAGGAUUCAGAAGAAAUUUUUAAGGUCUUUAAAGAAAUUUGGGAUUUAUCCUUUUAAGGUUUCCUAUAACUUGCAGAGAAUGCUUUUUGACACUGUGUUAUUGAGCGAAAGACGUAGAAAUGCCCAAAUCAUUUUUAUAUUUAAUAUACUUUAUCAAAUCAUAGAUUCUCCUACGAUUCUUUAAUUUAUAAAUUUUAAUGUACCAGACCAAAGACUUAGAUGUAGACACAGUUUAUUUAAAAUAACUCCAGAAUAAGCAAACUCCCCCAUGGCAAACUGCUUAAUGGCAACGAACGAUUUUAUCGUGAGUGAAGACCUUGACCUAUAUAAUAUGAAAAAGAGUACUAUGUUACAUAAACUGUGAUACCCGUAUUUAUUGUUUUAAAGUGUAUUUAUUUUAUUGUAUUGUAUAAAUUGUAUGUUCUUAUUUCUUUGUAUUGACCAACUGUGUGUUUAUAAAUGGCAUCAUUGCUGUAAAUGUGCAGUAUAAAUAAAUAAAUUAAUUAAUCAAUAACUAAGAAAUUACAGUACCCUUGACCAUUGACACAAGUAGUAUUUUUAUUAUUUUUUUAUCUAUAUUUGAGUGUCGUAUGCAGCAGCUUAACUUUUAAACUUAUUAAUUACUAGGUAGACUAUGAAAUUUGCAAUUUAUUUAAAUUUUGCAAUUGAUUCUUUCUGUUUAACUUCAUUAUUAUUAUUAUUUUUUAAUUACAUUGUCGAUUUAUGUAAUUUUAGUAAAUUGAAUUGUUAUUGUUUUGUUUUCUUGACUUUUUAUAAGCUUUGUCGAUAAAAUUGUACAAUUUUUCAUGACAAUAAGAGCCAGCGCAGACUGUAGACUUUUUAGUCGGCUUCUUAAUCAGUACAGAGAGUUAUGCAGAUGCACACAUUACACCGAUUCACCAAUGCAUACCUCUCUGUACUGAUUAAGAAGCUGACUAAAAAGUCUGUGUGGGCUCUAAAGCAUAUUUCUCUCUCUUCUCUAUAAGUGUAAUGUUGUAAAUUAUUGUAACCCGUGUGUAAUAAAUGUCUAACAAUUAAAAAA